Capronia epimyces CBS 606.96 is the source of this 792-nucleotide messenger RNA. RefSeq lists its product as uncharacterized. The transcript has 2 exons. Bases 1 to 792 code for a protein of 263 amino acids. NCBI's taxonomy places the organism in Eukaryota, Fungi, Ascomycota, Eurotiomycetes, Chaetothyriales, Herpotrichiellaceae. The record is from RefSeq and is a predicted model, not a curated record.
AUGUCUGUACGCGAUACUUUGCUUGACCUCGACCUGAGCCCCAUAGAUUGCCUCUAUAGGCUACAGCGAGACCAAAACAACGCGAGGAGAGUUCUCUACGUCAAUGUGACCGAUAUCAGCAUCCUUCCCGAAGACACCAGAACCUCGAAUGACGAACUCGUUCGUGAACUGUCAAAGAUCCAAGGGUGGGAUGGCGAUUGGAACACGGUGACAGUCUCGAAGCUCGAUUCCCAGGUCCAAUGCUUCUGGAACAACUUCGAGGCUCACGCGCUUCCCAAAGAGAACAUAUUAGGACAGUAUCCGUUCUUUGACGUGCUCGACCUCCGGAUAAUAACGCGCAAGAAGCUGCGAGUCAAAUACGUCAACAAUGGCUCUGAUGGAUUUGGAUUCGAACUGCCAUGGAUUGCAACGGAGAUCAACGUCUACCAUGAUUUAGCAAGAGAGGAAUCCACGCUUGCCCCGAGACUGUUGGGUUAUGUCUAUGAAGGACCAGAGAGAAGAGUGAUUGGAUAUCUGCUGGAGGAAAUAUCUGGAAGGCCGGCUGCUUUGGUCGACUUGGAAGAUUGCAAAAAGGCGCUGCGAAGGCUACAUGACCUGGGCCUCGUGCAUGGUGAUCCGAUCAGACACAACAUAGUGAUCACAGACUCGGGCCCCAAGUUCAUUGAUUUCGAGGAUGCCUGUAGAAAACCCUCUGAUGACUCCAAAGGCUGGAAUGCCAUGCGAGAGGGAGAUCUCCGAAAAUUGGAGAAGGGCCUCAUGGAUACUUCUAACAAUGGUCAGCCUCGGGACUGA